Diversispora eburnea is the source of this 348-nucleotide messenger RNA. Lineage: Eukaryota; Fungi; Glomeromycota; Glomeromycetes; Diversisporales; Diversisporaceae. The record is from the annotation of a GenBank genome assembly.
AUGGAAAACUAUUCGGAAGAAUUCGAAUAUUGUGGUGAUACCUCUAAAAGACCGACGAGUGAAGAAAUAUAUGAUAUUAUUGGCAAAUGGGAUAUUUAUGAUGAGGAUUCGGAAAUCUAUAAGAUCUUCAAAAAGGCUGAUAAGGAAAUGAAAAGUAAUAUAAAUGAUGAAAUAUCAACAAACCUUCCUGGAGCAUAUGAUGUAAGUACAAGACCAUUAAGUGAUCAUAUCAAUACUGCAAAAUUACUUUCAAGAGAUUCUAGAGAAGAUGAUUUAGUUAUAGAAUGGGCAGUUAAUAUUAAUGAAAUCAGCGAAGAAUUAGAAACAAAUGACUCUAAUUUAGAAUAA